Messenger RNA from Pseudogymnoascus destructans, 1459 nucleotides. RefSeq lists its product as uncharacterized. Gene Ontology annotation, cellular component: membrane. The transcript is spliced from 2 exons. NCBI's taxonomy places the organism in Eukaryota, Fungi, Ascomycota, Leotiomycetes, Thelebolales, Thelebolaceae. Gene Ontology annotation, biological process: transmembrane transport. Bases 168 to 923 code for a protein of 251 amino acids. Gene Ontology annotation, molecular function: transmembrane transporter activity. The record is from RefSeq and is a predicted model, not a curated record.
GAGUUUCCCCACGUGAUUAAGCUUAUAUUUUAUACUGACUCUGUUCGAAGGCUUUACUCCCAUACGUAAGAGACCCUCUGCCCUGUCCCUCUUCUGACCUGAAAAAUGAGCUAACAAGGUGCUAGAUUGAGGAAUAUUACAAGAUCAACUACGCCAUAGUGGCCUGCAUGUUCCUCAGCCCCUUCGCCGGCUACACCCUCUCCGCGUUCAUGAUCAGCAAAAUCCACAUGCGCUUCGGCCAAGUUGGAAUCGCCGUUAUUGCUCCAACCUGCAAGAUCAUUGCCUAUGUCAUCACCUGCGUGCACCCGCCCUUUCCAGUUGUCCCUGUCUUUUUAGUCCUGACUGGUCUCGGUAAUGGCCUUGAAGACGGAGCCUGGAACGCUUGGGUGGGCAACAUGGAAAAUGCCAACGAGUUGAUGGGCAUCCUCCAUGGCGCAUACGGACUCGGUGGCGCCAUUGGCCCCUUAAUCUCUACCGCCAUGGUCACAAAGGGUGGUCUGCACUGGUACACCUGGUACUACGUCAUGGUUGGAUUCGCCGUCCUCGAGAUCCUCCUCGGAUACUACGCCUUCCGCUCCGCAACCGGCAGCGUCUACCGCGCCAAACACCCCGUAUCCACCACCGGGCCCCCCGAGUCCCGCACGCGCGAAGCGCUCAAAUCCAAAAUCACCUGGCUCGUCGCCGUUUUCCUACUUGCCUACGUCGGAGGUCGCAUUGGGGGGGUGGAUUGUGACGUUCAUGCUGCAGAUGCGACAGGGCGAGCCGUUCGCCUCGGGGAUAGUAGCUACGGGCUUCUGGCUCGGCUUAACCGCCGGCCGCGUCGUGCUUGGAUUCGUGACGGGGCGCAUCGGGGAGAAGCUCGCUGUGGCGCUGUAUCUCGCCCUGAGCGCAGGCUUGCAGCUUCUCUUCUGGCUGAUUCCUAGUUUUGUCGCCUCAGCCAUUUUCGCCGCAUUCUUGGGCUUCUUCCUUGGUCCGCUGUUUCCGGCUGCUAUCAUGGUUGCGACGAAGUUGCUGCCGCCGCGCCUGCAUGUUAGCGCCAUUGGGUUUGUGGCUGCGUUUGGUAGCUCGGGGGCGGCGGUGUUCCCGUUCGUGGUGGGGGCGAUUGCGCAGGCGAAGGGGGUGUGGGUGUUACAGCCUUUUGCGCUGGCGUUGCUGGGGGUUAUUUUUAUUUCGUGGGUUGUGUUGCCGGGUGAGUUUAAGAAGUCGGAGCUGGAUGAGGAGCAGAAGAAGGUGCUUAAGAUUGAGAAGGAGAGGGGGACGAUCGGCACAGGGACAGAGGCUGUUUGAGAUGUGGAUAGGGGUUUAUCGUUGGCUUCAUCUAUAUGCAUUGCACUAGGGAGCGUCUUACGUUGGGAAAAUCUAGGCUGGGAGAACAGUACAUAUGUACUUACAUUUUGGGAGGAGAGCGAGGAGUAGGGUUUUGAUACUCGGUAGGAUAUUACUUAAUUUGACAUCCGAU